CUCACGCACCACUCAGUCUUUUUUUCUGCUUUUCUGCUACUAUGAACGCAUCCGGCCCCGAAAAGGCAAAGGAUGCCACUAAGGAAAAGGCCCUGGAGGCCGCCGACCUGGUUAAGGAACAGGUCAAGGUGGUCAAGAAGAGGACUAAAACGCCGAAGGAUUUUGCCAUCGACUUCAUGAUGGGUGGUGUUGCAGCCGCCAUUGGAAAGACGGUGGCAGCCCCUAUUGAGCGCAUUAAACUCCUGAUUCAGAAUCAGGAUGAAAUGAUGAAGCAGGGUCGUCUUUCGACGCCCUAUAAAGGCAUCAUCGAUUGCACCAUAAGAACGUACAAUGAGGAAGGCUUCAUUGCGUUCUGGCGUGGGAAUGGUGCAAACGUGAUUCGCUAUUUCCCGACACAGGCUUUGAACUUUGCAUUCAAGGACUACUAUAAGUCGAUGUUUAACUUUAAGCGUUCCGAGGGUUUCUGGCUUUGGGUUGGGGGGAACGUAGCUUCCGGCGCGGCGGCCGGAGCUACUUCCCAGCUCUUCGUCUACUCGCUCGAUUAUGCGAGGACCCGCCUUGCCAAUGACGCCAAGUCUGGUACCAAAGGCGGAGAGAGGCAGUUCAACGGCCUGCUCGACGUUUACCGCAAGACGCUGGCCACGGAUGGCCUCAUUGGUCUGUACCGAGGCUUCAUGCCCUCUCUUGCUGGGAUCAUUGUCUAUCGUGGCGCCUACUUUGGCGCCUACGAUAGUAUCAAGCCACUCGUGCUUACGGGUCCCCUCGAGAACAACUUCGCUGCAUCGUUCGCCCUCGGCUGGACUGUCACGAACGUCGCGAGCUUCAUCGCCUAUCCACUCGAUACCAUCCGCAGGCGUAUGAUGAUGACGUCUGGAACUGGCGUGCAUUACAAGUCGACUUGGUCUGCUGCGCAGCAGAUUAUUCAGAAGGAGGGUUUUAGGUCUCUCUUCAAGGGCGCUGGCGCUAAUAUCCUCCGUGCUGUCGCUGGAGGACUGGUUCUUCCGCUGUAUGACCAGUUCCAGCUGCUGAUGUUUGGCAAGGUCUACUCCGCCGGCUCCGGCUAAUGGACUCCCUUGUCAAAUCCAGUUGUCUCCAAAAAGCCGAGAUGACUGUCCAAAUAUUAGGUCUCCUAAUCACUUGUUCAUACUUCCUUGUUAACAUUGCCAUGCUCGGCAUCGAACCUUGGCUCUCGCUUGCUAUUCAAUGUUCAUAUCCUAUUUGUGGUUAGAUAUUUGCACCGAAUUUGUCCUGACCCCGCCUCAGGGUAUGUUCUCAAGUUAUUCGUGACAACAGUUAUAUCACCACUAGGUGACAAGUCAUGCCCGGAGGUCCGCCACUCUGACAACUCUGUGGAUAACUCACCUACAUCUACUGGUCAAAUCCGAGUGAGGAAGAGUUGAGAAGGUGACCAGCGGAAAGCCAAUAUCUUCACCCCUAGACUGUUGUUGUUCCCAGAGCUGUAGAUUGUUCCCCGCAUCCCGAUCAAGAGAUUGGCAGGGAAAAUCAAAAGCGUGGAC
This is a messenger RNA of Dacryopinax primogenitus, 1517 nucleotides long. RefSeq names its product ATP:ADP antiporter. The transcript has 9 exons. The record is from RefSeq and is a predicted model, not a curated record. Gene Ontology annotation, cellular component: mitochondrial inner membrane. The coding region runs from base 42 to 1064 and encodes 340 amino acids. Lineage: Eukaryota; Fungi; Basidiomycota; Dacrymycetes; Dacrymycetales; Dacrymycetaceae. Gene Ontology annotation, biological process: mitochondrial ATP transmembrane transport; mitochondrial ADP transmembrane transport. Gene Ontology annotation, molecular function: ATP:ADP antiporter activity.